CCUCCUCAAGAGCCCAGCAGUGAGAAUUCAGACAGCAGCAGUCAAGCUCUCCAGUUCCUGUUUCCGCCGCGACUCGCGAAGCAUCCCUUUCAUUAAAAACAUACGCGCUGUGGAGAUACCAGUUCGCCAGUGCCAAAUCAAGGGGGAGGGAAUCGUCCUCACAUGUCCCAGCUAAGCCUUUUGUAGGACACACAGUCCGGAGCAGAACCCCUGUAGAAAGAGGAACUCAUCAGAGCCGUCAGUUCUGUAAAACAAAGUCUCCAGGGAUCUCAAACCUCUCCGCCCCUUCUCUGCGAGGGGCAGCUGCCAUGAUAUAACCUCCAAACCUCAAAGAGCACACACACACAAGCCAGACCCAGAGACCCCCUGACGUCCCCUGCUUCCUCUGUGGAAGAGUCCUGAGGUGAGCAUGUCUCAAAUGCCUGUCUUGUGAAAGGAGAGGGCAGCAGUAGGCGCCAUGCGUCCGUGGACGGGCUCGUGGCGCUGGAUUAUGCUGGUGCUGCUGGCCUGGGGGACGCUGCUAUUCUACAUCGGAGGUCACCUUGUGAAGGACAGCGAGCAUCCGGAGCGAUCCAGCAGAGAGCUCUCCAAGAUCCUAGCCAAGCUGGAACGGCUCAAACAGCAGAAUGAAGAUCUCAGACGCAUGGCCGAGACGCUCAGGUUACCUGAUGGUCAAGCCGAUGGUGGUCCAGGAGCCGUGGGUAAAUUACGUAACCUUGAAGAACAGCUGAUAAGAGCUAAGGAGAAGAUCAACUCUUAUCGCAGUCUCCCUGCUGAUGGCCCAGGAAAGGAUCAUGAAGAGUUAAGGAGGAAGGUGGAGAACGGUGUGAGGGAACUGUGGUAUUUUGUGCGCAGCGAAGUGAAGAAACUGCCGCUGAUGGAGACUGGAGCAAUGCAUAAACAUGUCGACACACUCAUGCAGGACCUGGGACAUCAACAGAGGUCAGUCAUGACAGACCUUUAUCAUCUGAGCCAGGCGGAUGGGGCUGGAGAUUGGAGAGAAAAGGAAGCUAAUGAACUGUCCGACCUCGUACAGAACAGAAUUAUGUAUCUACAGAACCCUCAGGACUGCAGCAAGGCUCGUAAGCUGGUGUGUAACAUCAAUAAGGGUUGUGGUUACGGCUGCCAGCUGCAUCAUGUGGUCUACUGCUUCAUGAUCGCCUAUGGCACACAGCGGACGCUCAUACUGGAGUCGCAGAACUGGCGCUAUGCCACCGGAGGAUGGGAGACCGUCUUCAAACCCGUCAGCGACACUUGCACUGACCGCACAGGGGCCUCCACUGGACACUGGUCUGGUGAAGCAAAUGACCGGGACGUUCAGGUUAUUGAGUUGCCCAUCGUGGACAGUCUUCACCCUCGUCCACCUUACCUGCCCCUGGCCAUCCCGGAAGAUCUCGCAGACCGGCUUCAGAGGCUACACGGAGACCCUCCUGUGUGGUGGGUGUCUCAGUUCGUCAAGUACCUGAUCCGCCCUCAGGCAUGGCUCAUGAAGGAAAUGCAGGAGGUCACCACCAAACUGGGCUUCAAGCAUCCUAUUAUAGGGGUGCAUGUGCGCCGGACAGAUAAGGUAGGGACGGAGGCAGCUUUCCACCCCAUAGAAGAGUACAUGGUGCAUGUGGAGGAUCACUACCAGAGUCUGGCACAACGCAUGCAUGUGGACAAGAAACGGGUUUACCUCGCCACUGAUGACCCCUCACUACUGCAAGAAGCCAAGACCAAGUACCCUGAUUAUGAAUUUAUUAGUGAUAAUUCCAUUUCCUGGUCGGCUGGACUACAUAACCGCUACACUGAAAACUCUCUGAGAGGAGUCAUCUUGGAUAUCCACUUCCUAUCCAGGACCAACUACUUAGUGUGCACCUUUUCCUCACAGGUGUGUCGAGUUGCCUACGAGAUCAUGCAGACUCUCCACCCGGACGCCUCCUCAUACUUCUACUCCCUCGACGACAUCUACUACUUCGGUGGACAAAACGCCCACAACCAGAUCGCUAUCUACCCGCAUCAACCACGCAACAGUGACGACAUCCCGCUGGAGCCUGGAGACGUGAUCGGUGUCGCGGGCAAUCAUUGGGACGGAUACUCCAAGGGAAUCAACCGUAAAACGGGCCGCACCGGCCUCUAUCCAUCUUAUAAGGUCAAAGAGAAGAUUGAGACAGUGAAGUAUCCCACAUACCCAGAAGCGGACAAACUUCUCAAGAAACCAUAGAGUGAGAAUAACACUUAAAAACACUCAUUAAACGAGGAAACCCUGGACCACCCGGAUGGGAAUGCACUUUGCGUGUGUGAAUGAGUGAAUGUGUGUGUACGUGUGUGUGUGUGUUGUCUAGGGGUUCUUCGAAAGGGUUUUGGGACACCUUCCUAACUCUGGUGCUUGUACCUUGAGUCCCCCUGAAAUGGCAAUCAGGGUUGUGGAAGACAAAAAAAAAAGGAUGAACUCAAGACAACAAACGGAAGGCACUGUACUGUAGGUACUUUCUAAUUAAUCUCCGGGUAAUGAAGGGAACUAAAUACGUUUAUUUAAGAACACAACUUGAAGAAGUGACUUUGCGACUCCAAACCGAUCAUGACAAAGGAAUCAUAAACCCGGGUUUACUCUUGUCCUCCUAUGCUCUUAUACCUCCUUGUGCACAAUGAUGGCGUCCUUUACUCUAGCCUCACUCCACCGGUUUCUCUCAUGCCAUCGCUUCGCCAACUGACACUCCACAUCGCACCCAUGAGCUAUUAAUUUCCACUGCCAUACUGUGCUUUUAAAUGUGACUUCUGCUGUUUUUAUUUUCAUCGUAAAGUUUUAUCAAGUGUAUGUGCGCGCGCGUGUGUGUGUAUGUGUGUAUGAAGUGUGCGGAUUGGAAAACGGUGCCUAUGAGGGCGAUUUACUCACUUUUGCGGAAAGAGUUUUGACUCUGGAGCCUUACGGACCAGCCUUUCCAUGCGGAUUUACACUCCUCCCCUCCUUUCCACAUCGUGUCUUAUCCACAGUCCGUCAUGUUUUUUAAGAGAUCAUUUCAUGUUAUUACAUUUUAAAAUACGGAACCGAUAAGAAAACAACACUUAAUAUGAAGAUAAUGAUACUAAUAUUAUUAAUGAUGUUGAUGAAGAGAAAGUAUAAUUACGGUAACAAUGACACUCGCUGUCAUUAUAAAUUUUAGUUGAUCAUGAAGGAGUUGUUCAUUGUUUUAUGUUUGCGGGCAUUGUCUCUUUGGUAAGCAGAUCAAAUAAACUUGAUCAGCCAAA
This is a messenger RNA of Danio aesculapii, 3228 nucleotides long. It is a transcript of the gene fut8a, whose product is annotated as fucosyltransferase 8a (alpha (1,6) fucosyltransferase). The record is from RefSeq and is a predicted model, not a curated record. Gene Ontology annotation, cellular component: Golgi cisterna membrane. Gene Ontology annotation, biological process: protein N-linked glycosylation. The transcript has 11 exons. Bases 458 to 2203 code for a protein of 581 amino acids. NCBI's taxonomy places the organism in Eukaryota, Metazoa, Chordata, Actinopteri, Cypriniformes, Danionidae. Gene Ontology annotation, molecular function: protein binding; glycoprotein 6-alpha-L-fucosyltransferase activity.